Messenger RNA from Ilyonectria robusta, 1257 nucleotides. RefSeq names its product eukaryotic aspartyl protease. Gene Ontology annotation, molecular function: aspartic-type endopeptidase activity. The transcript is spliced from 3 exons. The coding region runs from base 1 to 1257 and encodes 418 amino acids. NCBI's taxonomy places the organism in Eukaryota, Fungi, Ascomycota, Sordariomycetes, Hypocreales, Nectriaceae. The record is from RefSeq and is a predicted model, not a curated record. Gene Ontology annotation, biological process: proteolysis.
AUGCUACCUAAUUUCUUAUUUGCAUUUACCUUGAUGCUGGGCAUAGCCCACGCUGGGCCUGGCCUUGUCCCACGCUACAACGUGUCCAAGGGCAUGGCCAAGGCGGGCAGAUACGACAUGCCUCUCACUUGGGGACAAGGAGGAUUCUUAUCGACCAUCGAAUUCGGAACCCCGAAGACCCAACUGCCGGUUUUCGUCGACUGGACGUGGAUCAGUCAGUUCAUCGUGUCCCCGAAGUGUUUCGGGGAAUACGAUGCAGAUGCAUGCCUGAGCCCCGGCCAGACCUUCUGGGACCCGCGCAACUCGCCCACAUUCAAGAAUCUGACUGCAAAGUACCCUGACCGAGGCUGGAAGCCAAAUCACUUCUUCUUCCAACAUCCUCUUAAUGCCGAGUAUGGCGCCGAUCGCAUUGAGAUCGGCCCCGUUACCAGCGAAAUCGUUGUUCAAGUAUCGGACCUGGAAUUUAAUGCCUCUGCUACCUACGGGACCGCAUUCCCGUUUGGUGGAGUGUUCGGCCUGGCCCCAGUCUACAAGGGUGACGAUAAGGAUUAUCAGUCGCCAUUCUACCAGCAGUGGAACAAAGAUCUUUGGAAGAGCCCACUGAUUGGGUUCGUAUACUGCUACGAUGAGUCCAAGAAGUACGUGUGCAACGGUAACGACGGACUUCAAUCCCUUGGAGGCAUCCGCAACGACCUCAUCAAGCACAACAAGAUCUGGUGGUACAAGCACCAAACUUUCCUGGACGUGAACGAGCUUGACUUCGUCUACGAUCCUCCGAUUUACAACUACUGGGGAAUUGAGCUCGAAAGCUUAAAGAUCGGCGACGAGGUCCAGCCAAUUAAGCGUACCUCGAAGAAGUCGGGCAAGGCUGCCAUCUUUGACCAUGCCAGCUACGGUCGCGGAACACCGCUGACUGCGAACGCCUACGAUCGCUUGGUUGACUUGGCACAUGCCGUUCCCAUAGAUUUGUCCUUCCCUCCCAACAAUGGGGCGCAAGGCUUCUACUCUGUCAACUGUACCGAGAUCUCCGCCCUGCCGCCUAUCAAGUACUCAUUCCAAGGUCACCAAAAGGAGUGGAUCGUCACCCCGGAGAAUUACGUCGAGAAGGUCGACGAAAACACUUGCGUCUUGAAUGUCCGCACGAUGGCUACCGAUGAUGAAUUCAUUGGCAACUUUGGUGAGACUUUUGCCAAGGACAAGUACAUCAUCUUUGACUUUCAGAAGAUGCGGGUUGGGAUCAGUGAGAUUGCUUGGUGA